Messenger RNA from Mangifera indica (mango), 4281 nucleotides. Its product is annotated as TELO2-interacting protein 1 homolog. Gene Ontology annotation, biological process: chromatin remodeling. The record is from RefSeq and is a predicted model, not a curated record. NCBI's taxonomy places the organism in Eukaryota, Viridiplantae, Streptophyta, Magnoliopsida, Sapindales, Anacardiaceae. Gene Ontology annotation, cellular component: cytoplasm.
UCUCCCAUUUUCUACAUCUCUUCAAUUUCGCGCUUCCUUUCUCUCUGUGCUUCUUUCCUUCUCAUGGAACCUCAACAAGAAGAAGAUCCUGAUAAUCUGACAGUCGGGUUCACCGACGAAGAGGUUCAAGCAAGCCACGUGUUCUCGCAGCUACAAGCCUACUGCUUAGACCUCCUUGAACUUUCCCGGAACUCCGGCAAACACUCUUCUACUUCUUCACUCUCUUCACUCCUUCAACUACUUCAAAACACUCCGUCUCAUUCUCUCCAGCCUUUCUUCGACUACACUUUGUUACCUCUGCUGCUUCUAUUGGAUGCUGCAGUUGAUAACAGAAGCUCUGCGAAGGAAAGUGUAAUGAAUAAAGUGGGUGACAGAGUAGCGGAAGAUGUGCUAAAAUGUUUGGAGGAGCUUCUCGGCAAGUGUCAGUUAGGUUCUGUUGAUCAGAUGGUUGUGGUGCUGAAGAAAUUGACAUAUGCAGCUUUGCUUUCUCCAUCCGAGGCUUCUGAAGAGUUUCGUGAGGGAGUGAUCAAAUGUUUCAGGGCUAUGCUUUUGAGUUUACAUCCCUGUGUGGAUAGCUCCUGCUCCUGUAAACAAGUUUUGGGUUCGCCGGAGCUUUUAGAACCCAGAAACUUGCGAACACAAGUUACUGGAGCUUCAUUAUCAGGAGAAUGCUUAGUUGCAUUUUUGCAGUCACAAAAGGCUUCGGCUGCUGUUGGACAGUGGCUAUCACUUCUUCUCCAAGCUGCAGAUACUGAGGCUUCACGUGGACAACGGGGAAGUGGGAAACUCCGUAUUGAAGCCUUCCUGACCCUACGCAUACUUGCAGCUAAGGUAGGUACUGCAGACGCGUUGGCUUUCUUUUUACCUGGUGUAGUUAGUCAAUUUGCCAAAGUUUUGCAUGUAUCAAAGACGAUGAUAAGUGGGGCUGCUGGAAGUGUUGAAGCUAUCGAUCAAGCAAUCAGGGGUUUAGCUGAAUAUCUUAUAAUGGUCCUUGAGGAUGAUGCUAAUUUAUCUGGCCUUAAUAUUUCCAAAAAUGUCAUAGUUGGUGUUGAUUCUAAGAAUUUAGAAUCUAUGCAUUCAAUUAUGGAGGAGCUUCGUCAGUUGCCUAUUAAAGCACAAGGUCAGAGUAAAACUUUUCAAGACGAUAUGAGUGGUCAACUAGUAAAAACUGUUACUCCCAAAUCUGAGUUCAGGGAGCAGAGGAGUGUUGAUUCUGUGAAGGGAAUGGGAUCCUUGCAUGUGGAUCGCACUAAAGAUUGGAUUGAGAAAACCUCAGGACAUGUGAAUAAACUAUUGUGUGCAACUUUUCCUCAUAUUUGUGUUCAUCCUUCUAGGAAGGUACGAGGGGGACUUCUUGUUGCUGUACGAGGACUGUUAUCAAAAUGCAGUUACACGCUGAAAGACAGCAGAUUGAUGCUUUUGGAGUGCUUAUGUGUUUUGGUUGUUGAUGACUAUGAAGAUAUAUCUACCGCUGCCCAGGAGUUUCUUGAAUAUUUAUUCUCGCCAAGAGGGAAACAUCAUGUGAAGCUAGAUGUUUUGGAUGUUUUUAGCAGGCUUAUUGAAAAGCUUCCAAAAGUGGUGCUGGGAAAUGAGGAUUCACUUGCGCUUUCACAUGCACAGCAAUUACUUGUAGUAAUAUAUUAUUCUGGUCCUCAAUUCAUGUUGGAUCAGCUUCAAUCUCCUGUGACAGCCGCAAGGUUCUUGGAUGUUUUUGCCCUUUGUCUUAGUCAAAAUUCAGCAUUUACUGGUUCUCUUAACAAGCUUAUGUUAGCAAGAUCAUCUUCAAAGGGAUUUAUUCAAUCUGUAGCAGAGCUCAAAGCUGGUGCUCAUUUUACCAAUCUCGGGCAGACCUUCACGGGUUCUGUUCCAUCUGGUAUCUCAAAGUUGACAUAUGUUCAGGAAAAAGUUAGUCAGUACCCACAGGAGGCUGAGCAGAAAGUAUAUGAACUCCCACGCAUGCCACCUUGGUUUGUUUCUGUUAGCAGUGGGAAACUAUAUCAGGCUCUUGCAGGAACUCUUAGACUUGUUGGUUUAUCGUUACUGCCAGACAUAAAAAGUGAAGGGCAUUUAUCGAUUAUCACUGAUAUUCCACUGGGUUAUUUGCGUAAAUUGGUUGCUGAGGUUCGUGUGAGAGAGUACAAUAAAGAGAGUUGGCAGUCUUGGUAUAAUCGAACUGGUUCAGGACAGUUAUUACAUCAGGCCAGCACUGCAGCAUGUAUCAUAAAUGAGAUGAUAUUUGGUGUAUCAGAUCAGGCAGUCGAUACUUUCGCUAGAAUGUUUCAGAAGUUCAGGGCAAGAAGAGAAGAGGUUAAAGAAUUUGAUGCAGAGCUGACUGAUGCUCAGCCUUCAGAUCUUGAUGACUCUAUUUGGAAGAUUAAACAGCGAAAGAGUGACAAAAGUCACUUGAUCGAAUGCAUUGGUAAAAUCAUACACGAGUAUCUCUCUCCUGAAUUAUGGGAUCUCCCAUUGGAUCAUAAGUCUUCUCUUGUACAAUCUGAUGGAGAAGUUGAAGAUAUUACUCUGCACUUUUUUCAUGACACUGCUAUGCUACACCAGGUCAUCAUUGACGGAAUUGGUAUCUUUGCUCUGUGCCUCGGAAAAGAUUUUGCUUCUAGCGGAUUUCUUCAUUCAUCUCUUUAUCUGUUAAUGGAGAAUCUUACAUGUUCUAACUUCCAAGUUAGGAGUGCCUCUGAUGCUGUUUUACAUGUACUUGCUUCCAUAUCAGGCUAUAAAACGGUCGGAAACUUGGUUUUAGCAAAUGCAGACUAUGUAAUUGAUUCUGUAUGUCGACAACUACGACAUUUAGAUCUUGACCCACAUGUGCCCAAUGUGCUUGCUGCGAUGCUUUCCUAUGUUGGGAUAGCUAACAAAAUAUUACCUCUACUGGAAGAACCGAUGCGCUGUGUUUCACAGGAACUUGAGAUCCUUGGCAGGCAUCAGCAUCCUGAUUUAACUGUACCCUUCUUAAAGGCAGUGGCAGAAAUUAUUAAGGCAUCAAAGCUUGAGGCCAGUUCAUUGCCAAGUAAAGCUGAAUCUUAUCUUACGAGUGUCAGGUCCAAAAUAACUGACAUGGAAGAUAAGGAAAAUGCAGGAUCAUGUUAUGACAAUGACAUUAGUAUAUCUGACAAAGAAUCAGAAGAAUGGGAGAGUGUUUUGUUCAACUUGAAUGAUUUGAAAAGAUAUAGACGAACAGUUGGAUCUAUUGCUGGUUCAUGUUUAACCACCGCAACUCCACUUAUAGCUUCGAUGAAGCAAGCAGCUUGCUUGGUAGCUCUGGAUAUAGUUGAGGAUGGCAUUGUGACGCUGGCAAAAGUUGAGGAGGCUUAUAAGCAUGAAAAGGAAACUAAAGAAGAAAUUGAAGAAGUGAUUCGAUCAAGAGCAUUGUAUCAUCUUCUAGAUAACAUGGAAGCAGUCGAAGAUGGGACUGACGAGAACAGAUUGCUUCCAGCAAUGAACAAAAUAUGGCCUCUUUUGGUUGUUUGUGUUCAAAGCAAAAACCCAGUGACCAUCCGGAGAUGUUUAACCGUGGUAAGCAGUGUCGUGCAGAUCUGUGGAGGGGAUUUCUUUUCACGCCGCUUCCAUACUGACGGCCCCCACUUCUGGAAACUUCUAUCAACAUCCCCAUUUAUGAGAAACCCCAAGUCGAAAGAUGAAAAAGUGCCUUUGCAACUUCCCUAUCGAAGCACAUCUAUUUCUGCCGAAGACUCUGUAGCUGAAGCCUCUAACUUGAAAGUUCAAGUUGCAAUGCUCAAUAUGAUUGCCGAUUUGUCUCGAAACAAAAAGAGUGCUUCAGCAUUGGAGGUUGUCCUCAAGAAGGUCAGUGGUCUAGUUGUGGGAAUAGCUUGUAGUGGCGUGGUAGGGCUCAGGGAUGCAUCGAUAAAUGCCUUGUUUGGACUUGCAGCCAUAGACCCUGAUCUUAUUUGGCUUCUUUUAGCUGAUGUUUACUAUUCUCUGAAAAAGAGAGACUUCCCUUCACCACCAACGUCAGACUUCCCUGAAAUUUGUGAAAUUUUGCCUUUACCUUCAUCCGCUAGAGAGUACUUGUAUGUGCAGUAUGGAGGGCAGAGCUAUGGUUUUGAUGUCGACUUUUCUUCUGUAGAUACUGUUUUCUCAAAACUGCAUUCCCAAGUUUUUACUAACCAAAUGUACAUUUAAAUCUAUUUAGAGUAGAGUCAAAUUCUUAAUUACAAUUUUUGUAUAAUCUGAUUUAUAAACAAGUCUACUAACAAUUUUUGUACCUUAAGAAAGUUUAAUGAUCUGAUGACAGCACAAGUGAGAAUA